AUAUUCUCAAGGCAAAUACAAUAUUUACAUUCACAAUAUGGAUAUCCUCCACCACACGGAGGGUAUCCUCCUCCACACGGAUACCCUCCAGCAGGUUAUCCAGGCGCACAUCAUUCAGGGGCUGCAGCUGCUUAUGGUGCUCACCACAUGGCUCAUGGGGCGUACCACCGUCCUCAUGGUGGUUUCUUUGGCCACCACGGGAAGUUCAAGCAUGGAAAGUUUGGGAAGCGUUGGAAGCAUGGCAUGUACGGGAAACACAAACACAUGAAACGAUGGAAAUUAUCGAUGCGACAAACCGUCCUAUGUUUUUCUGUUGUCAUUUUAUUUCCUGUGUUAAUCUCAAUUCUCAAACUUAUGGUUGUGUAUAGAGUUUGA
Molecule: messenger RNA, 375 nt
Organism: Salvia splendens (bonfire salvia)
Lineage: Eukaryota; Viridiplantae; Streptophyta; Magnoliopsida; Lamiales; Lamiaceae
Product: protein SRC2 homolog
Exons: 2
Source: RefSeq, a predicted model, not a curated record